GGCAGCGCGCUUGAGAACCCCUGCAUGUAGGAGGGGCUGGAGCACCCAGGCACUGCCUCCUCAUGAAUAAUGCAGAUCCAGGCGGUGUCCCGGACCCGGAAGUGGAGUUGCCGAGUCACCGCAGUGGCUGAGCUGCUGACAGGAGGCGGCGGCGGAGGAGAAGGCGAGGCAAGACCUGCGGCUCUGCCCGGCCACAGCCGCGGUAGCACUAAGGCAAGCCCACGGAGCCACGCCGACCUCAGCGAGACAGCGAACCUUCCGCCCCGCGCCCACCGCUCCAUCUGCCCGGACGCUUGCCCGCCCGACUAGUCCCGGGCGGCCUAGUCUGCACCACCCACCCGACUCCUGGGGCCGCCGCCCCGCGCGGUCCCGUCGGCGUCCCUGGCCGCGCCCGGCACCCGGCCCGCUCGCCCGCCGGCACCAUGAUGGAGGAGAUCGACCGGUUCCAGGUGCCCACCGCGCACUCGGAGAUGCAGCCGCUGGACCCAGCCGCCGCCUCCAUCUCAGACGGGGACUGUGACGCCCGGGAGGGUGAGUCAGUAGCCAUGAAUUACAAACCAUCCCCGCUCCAAGUGAAGCUGGAGAAGCAGCGGGAGCUGGCCCGGAAGGGCUCCCUGAAGAAUGGCAGCAUGGGUAGCCCUGUCAACCAGCAACCCAAGAAGAACAAUGUCAUGGCCCGGACAAGGCUGGUCGUCCCCAAUAAAGGCUACUCCUCGCUUGACCAGAGCCCAGAUGAGAAGCCACUGGUAGCCCUUGACACGGACAGUGAUGAUGACUUUGACAUGUCCAGAUACUCCUCCUCUGGCUACUCCUCUGCUGAGAUCAACCAAGAUUUGAACAUCCAGCUGCUGAAGGACGGCUACCGGUUAGACGAGAUCCCUGAUGACGAGGACCUGGACCUCAUCCCCCCCAAGUCUGUGAACCCCACCUGCAUGUGCUGCCAGGCCACGUCCUCUACCGCCUGCCACAUUCAGUAGCGGGCGGGGCCAUUGCGGCCACCUGGGGCAGGGCCCCCGUGGGCCAGGUUGGACAGGGCAGGGGCCAACCCCUCCCCAGCUUGUCCGCCUGCCUCCGGCCCCUGUGCCCCCUACAGCCGCCAACCUCGUAACAGUCAUUGCUUCCUCCUAUGGUAGGACGUGUACCUCUGUGUGUUCAUGGAGCCGGAGAAACCAAAACCGGGUCUUUCUCCACCCCGGGGGCUGAGGAGCGCUGGGGGCUGUUUGUUCAGUUACCUGGGGGACCUUGCCCAGCACCCUGCCCCCCUCCCCGAAGCUGCAGUCUGGUGGGGGAGAGGAAGGACUAGACAGCAGGGAGGCCAACACUAAUGAGUGGGGGUAGGGAUCACAAAGCCAGAGGCUUGGCCCCACCCCAGUGAAGCCAUGAGCCCCCCCAGCCCCAGCCUGAGACAAGGAAAGGGGUUGGGAGGGAGAAAGUCCCAGGGCAGUGGGAGCAGGGCCCAGCACCUCAGAGCCCCUUCCACAUGCCCCCUGCCGGCCCAUAUAACUAUUUGUUUCCCCCUCCUCUCCAGAUGGGAAGCCUGGCAGGGCUGCCUAGUGGGAUACUGCCCCCCCCACCACCACCCCCCCACAUAGUAUAACUGCCUUCUGCCUCCUCUUUGCCCCAUUCACCCUGUUCCUUGCUCUCUGGGUUGUGGAGAAGGAUAAGAUGGGCCUCAGAGACAGGCCAGUUUGGGUGAUAUGAUCUGUCCUCACCCACCCCCAACCAAUGCAUCUAUUUCUCUGCCAACUCCUGUAACCCCCCCACCCGCUUCCAUUCAUUGGUCUCCAUUCCAGGCUGGAAGCAGGAGGUAGGGCCGGCCUCGAAUGCCCCAUUCCCAUCUCUCUCCAGCCCAAGAUUCCAGACAUCGCUCCCCAGAAGAAUCUUCAAGGAGGCAAGCUUAGGAGAAAACAGUGGUUGCAUGUGUAUGGUAGGGAGAACUUGGCAGAAUGUGUGGUGUCUGAGGCUGUCAGGUUGUGUGUCUGUGUCUCUGGGUUGGCCUGUCUCUCCAGAUGUCUAUUUCUGUCAUGGAUGCGAGUGUCCAUGGUGGGAAAGUGUGUAGUCUGUUAGCGAUGUGAGAGGCUGCUCAACAGUGGGCUGAGAGCCUUGGCCUGGGAGUCAGGAGCUUGGGUUGUGGCCGUCGUGCUAGCACUCUCUGUGAUCUCAACAAGCACUUGUGUUCUCUGAGCUUUAGUUUCCUCAACUGUAAAAUGAGCCGUGUCUGAAAUUACUUUUAACGUCUUUUCAAACCUGAAGGAAUUUCUUCAUAGGAAUUUCUGUGGAGUGUGUAGGCAGGUCUCUGUGUGUCUUUGAACACACCUGAGGGGCUUCCUGAGUUGUGUGUCUGUGUGGAAAGGAGAAGGGAAGUUCCAAAGGGACCUCUGUGUGUUUGGGAUCUAUUUGGGAAUACUUGUGUAUUCUGUGAACAUAUAUGUGGGGGGGUAUAUGUUGUGUGUGUCGCUCUCUGCGGCAUAUGUGAGUCAGAAUGUGUAUACUGCUGCUUCUGCUGCUGGUGCUGGUGGUAGGGGAGAGGGCAGGAAAGCUGAGGAUGAAAAUCAAGAGGGAGGAAGUGACCAAGCCCCCCCACCCCUGGACUAGGCAAUAGAGACCUGCCCCCAUGUGAAGAAAUAUGAAAGCACAGAGAGCCUAAGACUGCUCAGGUCUUAUGCCUCACAAACUCCAUAUCCCAGGACCAGGGUGUACACUCCCCAUUCCUCCAUGCUGACAACCCACACAUGCUGAUGUAUGCACUCUCAUAUAUACCACUCGCGUGGUGCAAGCGAGCAGAGGA
Molecule: messenger RNA, 2788 nt
Organism: Ailuropoda melanoleuca (giant panda)
Lineage: Eukaryota; Metazoa; Chordata; Mammalia; Carnivora; Ursidae
Gene: FAM219A
Product: family with sequence similarity 219 member A
Exons: 6
Coding region: 423-977 (184 amino acids)
Source: RefSeq, a predicted model, not a curated record